Molecule: messenger RNA, 729 nt
Organism: Exophiala bonariae
Lineage: Eukaryota; Fungi; Ascomycota; Eurotiomycetes; Chaetothyriales; Herpotrichiellaceae
Exons: 1
Coding region: 1-729 (242 amino acids)
Source: RefSeq, a predicted model, not a curated record
AUGCCUAUCACCUCACACAGCCGUUUGAAACCAGGUCAACUCGUAUCAAUCGUCCUUAAAGCAGAUCAUCGCACUGGCAAGCAGGUUCAAGGAACCGUUGCACAAUUAUUGACACGCCACGACCACCCCCGAGGCAUCAAGGUCAAACUUAACGACGGGCGAGUUGGCAGAGUACAACAAAUCCUCCCUCAACCCUCAAACCAGACAUCCUCGUUCUCGACUUCCUCGCAGCGCAAGACCAUGACUUCCAACAAUCCAUGGGCCGAUGCGCCUUCACAAGGCAGCCCGUAUGGCAACCAGCAGCAACCUCAGCAGCAAGGACAGGAUCAGAGAUACUAUGCCAACUACAACCAACCACCCAACCAGCAACAACAAGAAAACCCAUGGGGUCCUCCUCAGCAGCAACAUGGCGGCCAUCAGGGCGGAUAUAGCGCACCUCAGGGUCCGCCCCCAUCCCACCACCAACAACAGCCGCACGGGCAACAACAGCAGAUGCACCGUUCCAACACGGACCAAAUGCUCGUGGGCAAUGAAGGCGACCGCGCAGCUCAAGUCGAGCACAUGCAGCAGUAUGAAGCCAAUGCGCCUCAGAGCGAAGACGACCGCAAUCAAGCUGCGCUGCAGAAGCAAUUCCCCAACAUCGAUUCCAGUCUGAUUGCUGCGAUCUACAAUGAAAGGAAACCCGAUAUGGCGGAGGUCAGGGAGUUGCUUCAGGAGCUGAACUCUUGA